Aricia agestis (brown argus) is the source of this 6444-nucleotide messenger RNA. RefSeq names its product transcriptional regulator ATRX homolog. The transcript is spliced from 30 exons. NCBI's taxonomy places the organism in Eukaryota, Metazoa, Arthropoda, Insecta, Lepidoptera, Lycaenidae. Gene Ontology annotation, cellular component: nucleus. Bases 170 to 6061 code for a protein of 1963 amino acids. The record is from RefSeq and is a predicted model, not a curated record. Gene Ontology annotation, molecular function: ATP hydrolysis activity; ATP binding; ATP-dependent chromatin remodeler activity.
GGUCGUCAUUUGCCAAUGUCCGACAUUUUGAUGUUUAUCGAAAAUAGUAACCAAUUUUUUCGUAGAAAAAUGUCGAAUAAUUAAGUUAGUGCGUUUAAUUUUAAGCAUUUAACUUUUGCGUUCAUUAAAUAUUUAUACAGUGCAUCAAUAUAAGCGAGUCGAACGCGAAAUGGCGGACGCAGUGCCCGUUAGUGAUGUCUUAUGUGAAGCAAUGGAUUAUUUAUCGAGAUUAGGAUCCAACUUGCGGACUCGUACCGAAAGCUUAAAAGAUAAAAGAAUUAGUAAGGAGAAGUUAAGAAAUGCACACGCAGUUCGAAAAGCGGCCAACAAGGUUUUACUUAUAUGCGAAUUGUCCAAAAAGUCGAUAGAGAACGUGGAGAGCGGCGUGAAACGAGUAUUGACACAUAUCUGUGAUAAUCAAGCGUCUGAAAUUGGCGGGAAAACAAAAAGGGAGAAAUCCGAUAAUACCAAAACUGAGUAUAUCGUCUAUAAAUCACGCAAACUAAAAAUAAAAAAAAGUGUAAACGUAAAACAUUAUAUGUCAGCAAAAGUAAAGGCAGCUGCAAUGGCUAGUGAUUUUCAAGAAAAAUAUCCCGUUUACUAUGAUUGCGAGCUAUACAGAAUGAGAAAAAGAAAAAGCACAAUACUUGAAAGACACAGAAGUAGUAAAGAUGAGAGCGAAGAAAACACAUCCUUACCUGAAUGUAAAGAAGUCAAUCUUAGUACAGAAAAAGAUUCAGUCGAAGCCCAGCCUACUGCUAAUAUUAAAACUUGUACUGAUGAAGAGCCUCUUGCAGAACCAGUAGAAAAACCUUGUGAACUUGAAACAAAGGUGUCCCCAGAAAAUGAAGUUGAAUCGAGCAGUGUAGAGCCAAAAGGUACCUCAAGCAAAGAAAAUGGUGAUAGGCAAGAUAAAGAAAUGAGAAAAAGUAAAAAUAAUAUUGAUGAAACAAACACUCAAAGCCGAGAGUCACUAGAAGAGGCUAAUUGUCAUAAAAAUAAAAUUAAAAAGAGGAGACUUAAACGCAUAAGAUUUAUUGACGACAGUUCAGAUACAGAUAAAGAAACACAAGAACUAAAUAAAGAAAUCCCAAAAACUCCAUACCCAUCAUUGGACGAAUGUACAGUAGAUAAAGAUAAUGAAAUUAGUAAGAAAAAUAUUUGUACAGUUACUGCAGGGAAAAUGGACGAGAAUAAAUCUCAUAGUGAAAAUAAAGAAAAUUCCCAACAUAAUGACAACCCUUCUAAAAAGACAAAGCUAUCUAGUGACAAUAAUACAAUUACAGAAAAAGAACAAGAAGACAGAGACAGUAGUGUCCAAGGAACAAAUGGUCCUGAAGAUGUAAAAACAGAAACAAAACCGCUCAUUAAAUGUGUGGAUAUUAGUAAGUUGCUAAGUAGUCCUAAAAAGAAUGAGUUUAGUAAGGCAGUUGAUGCAACUUUAGUUGAAAUAAGUGAUAGCGACAGUGAAGUAAAAAUAGUACAUUGUAAACUUUCAAAAACCAAAGAUAAAGAUAAAAAAGAUAGAGAUAAAAAAGGUAAAAGUAAAUUAAAAAGGAGUAAAGAUAAACAAUCAGGAACAAGAACAGAUAAGGAUGAGGAGUACUGGAUACAAAAGAGGAUAGAAGUGAAAGAAUUUGUUCCUAAGGAAUUUAAUAUCAAAGUUGUAAAAUUGCCGAAAUUUACUGACGAGUAUCUUGUCACACAGAAUCUUAAAAGGAUAACACAAAAUGGAAAAAUUUUAUUUGAAUGUCAUAUGGAACCAACAGUCGAUGCUAAUAAGAUGAUUGAGAAAAGUAAAAAUGUUACUGCUAGUAAUGAUAAUGUUAAAAAUUCUUUGUUGAAUGAUUCUGAUUCUGAAAAAUCUGAUACUGAAAUUAUCAAGAAAACAAAGAAUGCCAUUGAAAAUUUCUUAAAAAGUUCAAGUCCAAGAAGUGAUAAAGAGAGUGCACCAGAAGAAUCUCAAGGUAAUGGAACACUACAGGAUACUGAAAAACAGAAAACUCCAGAACCAAACAGUAAAAGAAAAUCUGACGAUGAAACAGAAAUAGUUAAAUCAUCUCUUAUGAAAGAUUCGUCAGAUGAAAAUGUUAAGGGAUCAGAUGAGAAAAAAAGAAGAAAAAGUGAUAGUAUAACACCAUCAAAACGAAAACACAUAAUGGAAAGCAUGCAUGCAAAGAAGAUGCUUUUAACAUACUCAUCAAGCUCGGAAACUGAAGAUGAACAGCUCAAAUCAACUUUAAGAGAGAUAAGAAAAUCACUUCUCGAAGAGACUGGAGAUGUUUCAAAAAAAUCUACUGAUUCUAAUAAGAAAGACGAGGAAAAGAAAUCUAAACAUGACACAGAGGAUAGUGAUAAGUCAGAAGUUGUGGAAAAUGGACUGAGUAAUAAUAUAGAAGAAGAAAAUUCAAACUCCAGCACAAAAAAGAUGAGCGAGCCUAACUCAAUCGUGAACAGUAGCAGCCACAAUAAUUCAGAUACAGAAGAUCAAAUUGAGAAAGACAUUGAUGGGCUGACCAACCUAAAGUCACUGCGGCGAACUCGUACGAGGCAUUCCAGAACACGACGCACCCGGUCCACCAUGCCCAAGCCUCAGAUCAGCCAGGAGGGAUUCCUCAAGGCGGAGAGCAGCUCCGAAGCCGAGGCGUCGGCUGCUGAGAGCGAGACGGCGGAAGAAUUACCCGCCGUGUCAAUCGGCCUAAAUGGAGACGGCAUACAACAUUUGGCUAAGGAGGAUCUGCUGGGAGACAGCGAUUCCUCCGACACACAGAAAGACAACACGGCCUCACAGGAUAACAAUGAAAGUUCAGAUGAAAAUUUAACGACCAAGCGCCGUAAAGCGAACACGAUAUCUUCGGACGACGAGGGUGGUUCAUCCAAGAAGAAAGAUAAAGAUGUGAAGUUGAGUGACUUCGAAGACUCAGAGGACUCCGGCUCGGAUCGGCCCAAUAAGAAGAACAAACGGAAGAAAAAGGGAAGCGAGAGCGAUGGUUCAUCCUCCUCGUCUGUAGGCGGCAGUAAAAAGAAGCGGAAACGAAUAAAAAAUAUUGACGACAGUGAUGGUUCGGGAUCGGAGACGGAAAAUGAAGGAAAAAACAAACAUGGAAGAAAGAAUAUUCGAAAGGUUAUGGGUAAGAAUCAAUUAGAAGAGGCAACAAAAAAAGCGGCCAGACAAGAGAAAGAGAGGAUUGCUCGAAUAGCUGAGAGACAAAAAUUGUACAAUAAUCUGCAAUUCGAUGAAUCCGGCAAACCUGAUGAAGUGGUACUUGAUAAAGUGGUUUUGGACUUUGACCCGGAGACAAAGGAACCACUCAUCGAAGUGGACAAAGGACUUGUUAAGAAGUUGAAGCCUCAUCAGGCGAACGGUAUCAAAUUUAUGUGGGACGCUUGCUUCGAGAGCGUGAAGAGAAUAAAGAAAGACAAGGGUUCCGGCUGCAUAUUGGCGCAUUGUAUGGGUCUAGGAAAGACAUUGCAGGUGGUGACUCUAACCCACACUUUGCUGUCCCACGGCGAGCUGACGGGCGUGCGGCGCGUGUUGGUGGUGUGCCCGCUGUCGACGGUGCUCAACUGGGUGAACGAGUUCCGCAUGUGGCUCAAACACACCCACAACGACAUCGACGUCGACGUCUACGAGCUGUCCAGGUUCAAACAGAACUCUGACCGCGCCCGUCAGCUGACGUCGUGGUUCGAGCACGGCGGUGUCUGUGUAUUGGGAUACGAGAUGUUCCGAAACCUCUCCGCAGACAACACCAAGAAGUUCAAGAAGAAGAUGUUGAAGAACUUCCAGGAGAGUCUUGUUGAUCCAGGUCCAGAUCUAGUGGUUUGCGACGAGGGCCACCUGCUCAAGAACGAGAAGACGAGCCUGUCGCAGGCGAUGAACCGGAUCCGCACGCAGCGCCGCAUCGUGCUCACCGGCACCCCGCUGCAGAACAACCUCAAGGAGUAUUACUGCAUGGUGCAAUUCGUGAAGCCGAAUCUCCUCGGAAAGUACAACGAGUAUCUGAACAGAUUCGUCAAUCCCAUCACCAACGGUCAAUACACCGACUCCACGGAGCACGACAUCAAAGUGAUGAAACGACGCUCGCAUGUGCUGCAUAAGAUGUUGGAUGGGGCCGUACAGCGAAGGGAUUAUGGAGUACUAGCGCCAUUCCUGCCUCCCAAACACGAGUAUGUCCUGUUUAUAACGCUCUCUGAAGUUCAGAUCAAGUUGUAUCAAGAAUACUUGGAUAACUAUUCUAGAAGACCCCUACCUGGUAAAUCUUCGGGAUUCCUGUUUCCCGAUUUCCAAUCGCUACAGAGGAUAUGGACUCAUCCCCUAGUGUUGAAAUACAACUCGGAGAGAUAUGAAAUUAUGCAACAGAAAAAGAGGGAAAGAGAAGAGGAAGAUUCUGAAGGAUCAUUGGUCGAUUUUAUUGAUGACGAUUCUACUCCUGAGGAAUCAUCGAGCGAGGAAACAACAGACGAUUCGUCAGAUAUGAGCGAUGACAGCCGCAAGAAGAGUAAAAAGAAGAAAUCCAACAAGAAGUCGAAGGGGAAAGCCGGCGCGAGGCGCGGCACUAGAGCUAACCCUAUCGACGUUGACGAGGAGGAGCAUAUACCGGAAGUGGUGGAGACGAAGCAGGACAACCCUACCGAGUGGUGGAUCAAGCUGGUGGGCGACGACGAGCUGGACGAUAUCCGCAACUCGCACAAGCUGGUGCUGCUGUUCGACAUACUGCGCCAGUGCGAAGCUAUCGGGGACAAGCUAUUGGUGUUCUCCCAGUCAUUGUACUCUCUGGACCUCAUAGAACAUUUCCUCGGUAAGGUCGAUGAAGCGACACAGGAGGGAAGAGUUGAUGAAAAGCUGAAUGGUUAUGUUGGUUCGUGGUCCCCCGGCGUGGACUACUUCCGUUUGGACGGGUCGACGUCGUGCGAGAACCGCUCCAUAUGGUGUAAGAACUUCAACAGGGAAGACAAUCCGAGAGCCAGAUUAUUCCUGAUAUCCACGCGCGCGGGCGGUCUCGGCAUCAACUUGGUGGCGGCGAACCGCGUCGUGAUAUUCGACGUGUCGUGGAAUCCCUCGCACGACGUCCAGAGCAUAUUCCGAGUUUACCGCUUCGGGCAGAAGAAGCCGUGCUAUAUAUACAGGUUCUUGGCUAUGGGCACGAUGGAAGAGAAAAUCUACGAGCGGCAAGUAACGAAGCAGGCGAUAUCUAAACGCGUCAUAGACGAGCAACAAAUAGACAGACACUACGCCGAGAACGACUUGGCCGAGCUAUACAAGUUCGAGCCGAAGCCGCCGGCGCCGCGUGAACUGCCGCCCUUGCCUAAAGACCGCCUCUUCGCUGAGAUGCUGAGGGAGCAUGAGGCUCAGAUCUACAAGUAUCACGAGCAUGACUCUCUACUCGAGAACAAAGAAGAGGAAACUCUCUCGGAGGAGGAGCGUAAGGCGGCGUGGGAGGACUUCGAGAACGAGAAGACACGCCCACCGCCCCAGCCCUUCACCGGAUAUAUGCACAACGGCAUGAUGCCCGGCCUGCUGCAGCAGCAGCAACUGGCAUACGCGACGGUCGCGGCUAUGCUGAAGAAGGACAUGCCCAAUAUCAACGACAACCAAAUUCGAGACAUGCUGCCUAUGAUAUACCAGGCGAACCCUGGGAUGUUCGGUGGAUAUGAUUACGGCCUACUACAAAAGAUGAGCGAGAUCUACAAAUACGCGCCUAACAUGAUGACCCAAGGGAUGAUGAAUCCAAUGUUGAAUGCAGGUACAAAAUCGAGCGGCGGUCCUCCUAUGGGUAUGGGCGGCAGCAGCGGCCUCCAGUACGACCCACCGUGGCAGCGACAGCAGCAACAGCAGCAGCAAAUGCGUUUGCAGCAGAUGCUGCAGCAUCAGCAUCAGAAUAUGAACGCAAAGUUCUACGCUGGCGGGCUCGGCAGUCGGGAUCCUGUGGCGAUGGCGCUGCAGCAGCAGCGGGCGCGCGAGAUGAUGCUCGGCGAACGUGCGGGGGCGGGCAGACCGCGGGGGCGGCCCCCCGCGAGGCCCCCGCCCACCGGGGACGUAGUUAAUCUGGACUCGGACUAGACUGAUUUUCAAGCAUCAACAUUGCAACGUGAACUAAUGUAUAUUCAGGAAAAUAGGGUGCUAUGUUAUAAGCAAGAUGGCUUAUACGGUACAUCUUAGCACACGAUGGACUUGGCCGGAUUGCUUUUCUGAUCAUUUCACUCUGACACCACAUAUCAUGAAUCUCAUUUCUCAUCGUGGCAGGGCCCGCCAGGUUUUUGUUAGUACAGUCACAAUCACAUAUCAAAGGAUCUGAAUUGAUUGAGGGGCUACAACUUUUCCGCACAAGUGUACACAAAUAUAUGAAAGUUUCACAAGGACGUUAUAAAAGUACGUGCUUAAUAUUCGAUACAUUAGAAAAUAUGGAGCUAACACAAGCAUGCAUAGAAAGAAUUAUGACCGAU